CUUCAGUCAGCCGCCCGUGGCCACAUCGCGAUCAUGUGGCUGCAAUGUUUCGCUGCGACGGUGCUGAUUGCCGCGGCUGCGUCCCGCGAUGUCUUCACCAAUUCGUUCCUGGUCCGGUUCAAGAGGUCGCUCGGCCACGAAGAAGCCCACGAGGUCGCCCUCCGCCACGGCUUCGAGAAUCUCGGCCCGGUUCUCGGCUCUGACACAGAAUGGCACUUUGCGCAUCGCGGUCUACCUCAAGCGCGUCCGCGCAGAUCUAUUGCGCACACUCGUCUGCUGAAACGUCAUCCAUUAGUUCACACAGCGGUUCAACAGACUGGUUUCAAGCGUGUUAAGCGAGGUUUCCGCCCUCUUCGCUUGCCGGAAACUGUGCCAGCCUCUGAGCCACGUGACCCCUAUUUCCCUCUGCAAUGGUACUUGAAGAAUACUGGUCAGAACGGAGGAAAGCCUAAGUUGGAUUUGAAUGUCGAAGCGGCCUGGGCUCAGGGGUACACUGGGGUUAAUGUGACCACCGCGAUUAUGGACGAUGGAGUCGACUACAUGCAUCCAGAUCUGAAAUACAAUUAUAAUGCUGAGGCAUCAUACGAUUUCAGUAGCAAUGACCCGUUUCCGUAUCCACGCUACACUGAUGAUUGGUUUAACAGCCAUGGAACCCGGUGCGCUGGCGAGGUGGCAGCGGCGCGCGACAACGGUGUGUGUGGAGUUGGUGUGGCUUACCACUCAAAAGUUGCUGGUAUAAGGAUGCUUGACCAACCUUACAUGACCGAUCUCAUCGAGGCUAACUCCAUGGGGCACGAGCCUCACAAGAUCCACAUAUAUAGCGCCUCGUGGGGUCCAACUGAUGACGGGAGAACUGUUGAUGGACCAAGAAACGCUACAAUGAGAGCUAUCGUGAGAGGUGUCAAUGAGGGGCGAAAUGGACUGGGUAACAUAUAUGUAUGGGCGAGUGGCGACGGUGGUGAAGAUGAUGACUGCAACUGUGACGGUUACGCCGCUUCCAUGUGGACGGUGUCAAUAAACAGUGCAAUAAAUGACGGCCAGAACGCCCACUACGAUGAGUCCUGCUCGUCAACCCUCGCAAGUACGUUCAGUAACGGUGCUCGGGAUCCGAGCACGGGGGUGGCAACCACAGACCUGUACGGGAAAUGCACUGCGACUCAUUCUGGAACUUCAGCUGCUGCACCUGAAGCAGCUGGAGUAUUCGCAUUAGCUCUUCACGCGAAUCCAAAUUUGACAUGGCGUGAUAUUCAGCAUUUGACGGUCUUAACUUCAAAAAGAAACUCCCUGUAUGAUGCGAAGGGCCGUUUUCAUUGGACUAUGAACGGCGUUGGAUUAGAGUUCAAUCACCUUUUCGGUUUUGGAGUUCUUGAUGCGGGUGCUAUGACUGCAUUAGCGGCUAACUGGCGCUCCGUCCCACCGCGGUACCAUUGUGAAGCCGGCUCUGUGAAUACUCAUACCGAAAUUCCGUCUGAGGAUAGCAUAACGCUACACAUUGAAACCACGGCUUGUGCAGGAUCACCCAGUGAAGUCAGAUAUUUGGAGCAUGUUCAAGCCGUUGUAAGUGCGAACGCCACGCGUCGAGGAGAUCUUGAAUUUUUCUUAACAAGUCCCAUGGGAACAAGAUCGAUGAUUCUAAGCAGGCGAGCUAACGAUGAUGACAGCCGUGACGGAUUUACUAAGUGGCCAUUUAUGACUACUCAUACAUGGGGCGAAUAUCCGCAGGGGACCUGGACGCUUGAGGCUCGGUUCUCCGGCGGCUCUGGACCAAGCUCUGCAUCUGGCUGGCUGCGAGGCUGGUCGCUGGUGCUGCACGGCACACGGGCUCCCCCUUACGCGCAGUUGCAACCCCAGGACCCACAUUCCAAGCUAGCCGUCGUCAAGAAAGCUCAUGAAGACAACGCGAACGAAAAAUAGACACAGGAUACGAUGAUCUAGAAAUGAUUGGAUUGAUUUAUUUUUAUUCUUGCACAAUUUUCAUGAUGGUUUAUUUGAGAUUAUGAUUAUUUUCAAUGAUUUGCUGUAUUUUAAUUAUGCCACUGAUGAGUAAGAAGUAACUAGUAUAUUUAAUUUUUACAUUUAUUUUAGAGUCGAAUGUUGGAAUGCUCAUAAGUAGACGUGGCAUGUCCUGUCGUAGCUAGGGGCUGGCUAAGUGGACUGUC
Molecule: messenger RNA, 2159 nt
Organism: Vanessa tameamea
Lineage: Eukaryota; Metazoa; Arthropoda; Insecta; Lepidoptera; Nymphalidae
Gene: amon
Product: neuroendocrine convertase 2
Exons: 14
Coding region: 34-1914 (626 amino acids)
Biological process (GO): peptide hormone processing
Cellular component (GO): neuron projection; membrane
Molecular function (GO): serine-type endopeptidase activity
Source: RefSeq, a predicted model, not a curated record